ACUGAAUUCUAUUAAAUUUUCGUAAAAAAAAUUUUUGUCUAACAUAAACUUAUACAUAAAUUAAUUAAAAUUAUGGUAAAUAUGCAAAAUAUUAAAAUAUCCGAAUCAAAUUGUGCUAAAACAAACCGAAAGUCAUAAUACAAGUUGAACAACUCAUUCAAUUUUCUCCACGAGAAAAACUUCGCGACGUUUUGGUCAGCCAAUUUUUAACCACAACCGAACAAUUUAUUGAACUCUCACGAUUUAUUGAUGAAAUUCGACAAAUUAAAUGUGCUACGCCUGAAAUACGUAUGGCCAAAUCAAAAUCAAAAAGUGUACGAAAGCGGGCCCAUCAUUAAAAGAAGACCAUAACACUAUGUAUGGAAAGCUUAAAACAAAGGCAACAUUCUCCUCUUUAAUUACGGCAUGUUCGAGUUGUGAAUAUUGUGAACCUGAAAAGCAAAACAACAAAAUAAAAAAUGAAUUAUAUAAUUCGAACGAUUGUAAGCGAAAUGACAUGUUAAAAGAAUUACAUAAACAAAAUUUACACGAAUUAAAGAAAAGAGUUGAGAUAACAUCUAAUGAAGCAAUCGAUACAUUCUCUUUUGAGUCCGAAUCGAUUGAAUUAUCAAAUGAAACCUUAAAUAAUGUGGAUAUUUGUAUCGAUGGUCGUACAAUUUCCAGUGUUGACAGAUUCUGUUCCUGCGUACAAACAAUUGUAAACGUCCCAAAAAUUAAUGCGAAUUAUGCUUUUGGUAAAAGUAUUGAUCAAUCCGAACAAACGUUGAGUACUGAACUAAGAGCAGCGCUAUUACAAUUCAAACAUUACAAAAAUAUGGAGAACAAAUGCACACAAUAUGGUGGAAAUAGUAGAGCGACAAAAAGUUAUUCAUUAAAAGUCGUCGAACCAUCAAAUGAUUCGUCAGAUGAUGAGAGUAUGGACGAUGAGAUCAAAUGGAACGAUGGUAAAGUGGAUAUGUGGACGGAUUUAAUAAGAAAAAUUAAGUAUGUUGAAGGGGCACCAAAACGUGCCCAGAAACGGUAA
Messenger RNA from Chrysoperla carnea, 1024 nucleotides. RefSeq lists its product as uncharacterized. NCBI's taxonomy places the organism in Eukaryota, Metazoa, Arthropoda, Insecta, Neuroptera, Chrysopidae. The record is from RefSeq and is a predicted model, not a curated record. Bases 356 to 1024 code for a protein of 222 amino acids. The transcript is spliced from 3 exons.